This is a messenger RNA of Fulvia fulva, 1764 nucleotides long. RefSeq names its product Trichothecene efflux pump TRI12. The coding region runs from base 1 to 1764 and encodes 587 amino acids. Gene Ontology annotation, molecular function: transmembrane transporter activity. Gene Ontology annotation, biological process: transmembrane transport. NCBI's taxonomy places the organism in Eukaryota, Fungi, Ascomycota, Dothideomycetes, Mycosphaerellales, Mycosphaerellaceae. The transcript has 2 exons. The record is from RefSeq and is a predicted model, not a curated record.
AUGUCGAAGUCUACCAAUGAUGCCACAUUCAAGGAGGCCGAUGUUGACCAGUCUUGGACAGGACGGCUGGAGUUCAGCGACAGCGAUACUGCCACCGGCGGUAAUCUGAUCUACAGCAAUGCCGACGACGAGCCUGAGUUUCAUGCGAGAACCGUCAUUGCUAUUGCUGCAAUGCUCCUCCUCAACUUCGUCCAGGUCUUCGCACUCCAAGGACCGGCAACAAUUCUCUCUUACAUCGGCAGAGAUCUCAACGCUACAGCACAGCAAGCCUGGAUACCCAACGCUCUGUCUCUUGUUCAAGCUGUCCUAGGCCCGGUCGUCUCAAUAGCAUCGGAUGCCUUACAGGCCCGUAAGACAAUCCUGAUCGUAGCAUGUGUUAUCUCAGUGAUUGGGUCUGGCAUUGCACCAGGAUCGCAAACAAUCGGUCGACUCAUCGCAGCACAGACUUUGAUCGGCUUUGGCUUCGCGACAGUACCUUUGGCAUACAGCAUUCCAAGUGAGAUUCUCCCCAGAAAGUGGCGACCUGCUUGUCAAGGUGCCGUCAAUGCAUCGGCUUCGCUGGGAACUAUCGCAGGUGUCUUGAGCGCUGGGGGCAUGGUCAAGAGAAGUGCUACCAGUGGUUGGCGCCAAUGGUACUGGAUCCAGUUCGCACUUUGGGCGAUCACUGUUCUUGGUAUUAUUGUCGGGUACCGACCACCUAAGCGGCACACAAUUCAUGAGUUCGCUACCAUGAGGCAGAAAUUGAAUGCCUUGGACCUGCCUGGGCUGUUUCUGCUUGUCACCGGACUUACACUGUUCCUGGUUGGACUCAAUCUUGGCGGGGGUAUCUAUCCUUGGAGCGAAGGGCGGACCUUGGGCACACUCAUCGCCAGCAUUGUGACACUUGGCUUGUUCGGUGUCUACGAAUGGAAGGCGACCCAGCACGGCGUCCUCAACCAUGAACUGUUCCGUGACGGCAAAGCGUUCGCAAUCUGCUUGCUGUUGAUCUUGGUGGAAGGGAUCAUGCUGUUCGCCUUUGUCAUCUUCUAUGCACAGAUGACCGGACAACUCUUCGACACCGAUGCCUUCUUGCUGUCCGCGAGGGUCGUACCGUUCUGGGUGGCCAAUCUCUUCUCCACGACUACUUACGGAUACUUCAGCUCACGGUUCCGCACGAUUCGCAUACCACUCCUGGUCGGAUUCGUGCUGUUCACCACAUCACUGAUCGGCCUGGCGACCGUCCAGCCGGGCAACUCAACAAGCGCCAUCGUCUUCGCAGCGCUGGGAGGUCUUGGCUUUGGAGCACCGCUUAUCCUCAUCAUAGCAGCAGUCCACCUAUCGAUCCCACACCAUCUCAUCGCAACUGCCACGGCAGUGACGACAUCCACUCGAGCCAUAGCAGCGACGGUCUUCACAGCAAGCUACACAGCUGCAGUCAGCAACCGAGCUCAGCGGUACAUCCCAGAGUAUGUCUCUGCUGCAGUGCUGCAAGCAGGAUUACCACCACGCUGCGUCCCAGACUUUAUUGCUGGCUUGACAGCAGGCGGGCAGCUUGAGCUUCCAGCAUUGUGUGGCUUGACGCCACGGAUCACCGCGGCUGGAGUCGCAGCUCUGAAGAAAGCCAAUGCUGACUCGAUCCGAGUAGUGUGGAUCAUUGCUGUGCCUUUUGGUGUGGUUGCGUGUGUUGCUCUGUACUGCUUGGGUGAUCUGAGCAACGCGAUGGAUUAUCGUGUCGAAGCGCCUGUGGAGAAGCUCCAAGCCAAGCAGCGCCGAUUGAAGAGAUAG